AUGUCAGGGGGACAGGGAGCAUUGCCGAAGAAGGCGAAGACGGUGACGAUAUAUGAAUCAGUGGAAGGAGGGGAGAAUAAGACCAAGAUGGAGCUACGUGCCAGGGAAGACCAGGGUGGCAUUCAGGUUGAUAAGCUGGAAGAAAAGGUGGAAGAUCCUACUGGCGACGCUGGCCCUAUCUUUGGCUCUGCCAAAGAUGAUAACAACAACAACCGAGACUUGGGCGUCACCGGCACAGCCUAG
Messenger RNA from Theobroma umbraticum, 243 nucleotides. RefSeq names its product seed maturation protein. NCBI's taxonomy places the organism in Eukaryota, Viridiplantae, Streptophyta, Magnoliopsida, Malvales, Malvaceae. The record is from RefSeq and is a predicted model, not a curated record.